AUGGUGAAAAUGGAUGACAAGAAAUCACCAGAGGAGAAGAAAGAAGAGCAGUGCUGCAGGUUUCAUGAAAAAUGGGCAUGGCGGCUGCUAGUGCUACUGAUUACUGUUCUAGUCAUCGCCGCAUCUUCUUUCACUCUCCGGCGAUAUUUUCACCGGAGAAACUCCAAGCCUUCCGUCGCCAUUGUUGCCGAAUAUGCAAGCGCCCUCGGCGUCGCUAUGCAGUUCUUUGACGUUCAAAAAUCUGGUGAGUUGGUGGAUAAUGAGAUUGGAUGGAGAGGAAAUUCGGGUUUGGAUGAUGGAAGGGAAGAAAACUUGGAUCUGUCAAAGGGGAUGUAUGAUGCUGGGGAUAGCAUCAAGUUUGGGUUUCCAAUGGCGUUCACGGCCACCAUUUUAUCUUGGGCGGUUUUGGAGUAUAGAGAGCAUAUGAAGAUGGCGAAGGAGCUAAAUCAUGCUAUAGAUUCCUUAAAGUGGAUCACUGAUUUUCUCAUCAAUGCACAUCCCUCUCCCAAUGUGCUCUUUGUUCAGGUUGGAAACGCGGUCAUGGAUCACAAAUGCUGGGAAAGGCCGGAAGCCACGCCACAGAAUCGGCCUCUGACGCAGAUCAACAUGUCGUACCCGGGCACCGAAGUGGCAGCCGAAACAGCAGCAGCCAUGGCAGCAGCUUCAUUAGUAUUCAGGGAAACAUACGCUGAAUACUCCUCCUUGCUCCUCAAACAUGCCAAAGAGCUAUUCGUGUUCGCCGACACGUAUAGAGGCUCUUACAGUGUAAGCAUUCCUCAGGUGCAGGAGUUUUACAACUCAACAGGCUAUGGAGAUGAACUCUUGUGGGCAGCUGCCUGGCUCUACCAUGCCACUGCUGACCAGUCUUUCCUCACAUAUUUGACCAUUUAUGGCACCGAUUUUGCCAAUUGGGGAAGCCCAUCAUGGUUUUCUUGGGAUAAUAAGUUGCCCGGAACUCAGGUUCUUCUGUCAAGAGUGAAUCUUUUGGGUUCAAAACCUCAAGAUCUUCCCCUUGAUAUAAACCUCUCCCUGCAGAAGUACAGACAAACAGCUGAGGCUGUUAUCUGCAACCUUCUGCCCGAAUCCCCAACCGCUACUCCGGACAGAACUGACGAGGGGGGGCUGAUAUGGUUUAUACAGUGGAAUCCAAUACAGUACGCCGUGGCCUCGGCGUUUCUAGCGGUUGUUUACAGCGACUACAUGGUCGGCUCCGGGACGCCGGAGAUAUAUUGCAGCGGCGAGUUAUUCCAGCCGAUGGAUAUCCGAAACUUUGCAAUUUCACAAGUUGAUUAUGUGCUGGGGAAAAAUCCGAUGAAGAUGAGCUACCUGGUCGGAUAUGGGGACAAGUACCCGCGGUAUGUGCACCACAGGGGGGCCUCUAUUCCGGCCAAUGCAAACCCCGGCUGCUCCGACGGCUUUAAAUGGCUGAACUCCACCGCGCCGAACCCGAACGUGGCGGUCGGAGCACUCGUCGGCGGGCCGUUCCGGAAUGACACGUUCCUGGACUCACGGAAUGAUACCAUGCAAAGUGAACCCACGACGUACAAUAGUGCUCUUGUGGUUGGCCUUCUUUCUGGGUUGCUCGGAUCUUCCACCGUUGUUGAGUCAUUCCGAUGA
Messenger RNA from Ipomoea triloba (trilobed morning glory), 1617 nucleotides. RefSeq names its product endoglucanase 2-like. Gene Ontology annotation, molecular function: hydrolase activity, hydrolyzing O-glycosyl compounds. The record is from RefSeq and is a predicted model, not a curated record. Gene Ontology annotation, biological process: carbohydrate metabolic process. The coding region runs from base 1 to 1617 and encodes 538 amino acids. The transcript is spliced from 6 exons. NCBI's taxonomy places the organism in Eukaryota, Viridiplantae, Streptophyta, Magnoliopsida, Solanales, Convolvulaceae.